Columba livia (rock pigeon) is the source of this 2975-nucleotide messenger RNA. It is a transcript of the gene PLA2G1B, whose product is annotated as phospholipase A2 group IB. Gene Ontology annotation, biological process: arachidonate secretion; fatty acid biosynthetic process; lipid catabolic process. The transcript has 6 exons. Gene Ontology annotation, molecular function: signaling receptor binding; calcium ion binding; phospholipid binding. The coding region runs from base 17 to 460 and encodes 147 amino acids. NCBI's taxonomy places the organism in Eukaryota, Metazoa, Chordata, Aves, Columbiformes, Columbidae. The record is from RefSeq and is a predicted model, not a curated record.
ACCAAGUCCUCCAGGAAUGGAGUCCCUGGUCCUGCUUUUCCUGCUGUCAGUGGGCGCAGCCAGCACCGCUGUCUCACCCCGCGCCGUGUGGGAGUUUCGCUCCAUGAUCAAAUGCACCGUACCAGACAGUUAUCCACUCCUGGAAUUCGGUGACUACGGCUGCUACUGCGGCUUGGGAGGCAGUGGGACGCCCGUGGAUGAACUCGACAGGUGCUGUCAAACACACGAUCAGUGCUACGGGCAGGCACAGAAACUAGCAGCAUGCAGAUCCCUUGUGGACAACCCCUACACGGCGUCGUACAAGUUCAGCUGCUCCCAAGGGCAGAUCACAUGUAGCAGCAGCAACGACGAGUGCGACAUGUUCAUCUGCAACUGCGACCGCACCGCGGCCAUGUGCUUCGCCCAGGCACCCUACAACCCCGCGUACAACAGGCUGGACAUCAAGAAAUACUGCAGCUAACCCCCCUCCCGCCCCGGGGGCGGGCGCCCUCUCAGCAAUAAACAUCUUUCCAAGGACCCAGCGACUCGGGCUGUGCUGAGGGAACGGGAGGCCACGCCCCCUCCGCCAACGGGCCAUUGUGGCGCGUGCGGCGUCCCCGCGCUCUGUGAUUGGCUUCCGGUAGCAGGCGCGAGCAGGUGCGGCGCGGGGCAGCCCCGCCCGCGGGGGCGGCCCCGCCUUGUCCCUCAGGGGUCGCGGGAGCUGCGGGCAGCGCCUCCCGCCCUCCCUCCUGCAUCCUCUCCUGCAUCCUCUCCUUCCCUCACUCCCAGGUCACCUCACGGCCUUUCCCUCCCUGCUGACCUCCCGGUGAGUGUCGGGGGGAGGCACCACUCCUCAGGCUGCCCGCACGCCGGCUACUGCACCACUGGCCCCCUUGUGGGUUAUAUUCCUCGGGGGGUUGCUGUGUGAGGGGCUUCAGCCAUUUGUCUGGCUGUUGGCUGCUCUGAGAGACCCGUGUGUGCUUACCCAGGAGGCCUUCUCUGGCCUAGCACUGUUCCUGGUACAGAGCUCUGGGUGGAGAGGUAACAUAGGCCUAGAAGUCAGGGGUGGGCAGGGGGCCCCUCUGAGGGACAGUGUCUGCUCGGUGUUCCUGUCCUGACCAGGCCCUGCACCAAAGCUCCCACCCAGCCUUGGUGCUGUCACACUACUGAGGCCCUUGGGAGGGUGUUGGUGAGCCCCUGUGGGAGGACCUGCUGCUGUCCCUUUGCUGACAGGCAGGAAGAAGACCCUGUUCCAUGCCCAGAAAACAGCUCUAUUGCCUCCACCAGCGGGAGGAGAGCAUACAGCCUGCCCUGUUGGCUUUGAUCAGCUACACAAUGGAGAUCUUGGACGAGUUUGACAACGAGCAUCCCCUCAGUACAUCGUUUUGCGAGCUGAUUUCCAUAGAGGACUUUGAGGAGCAGGCUUUGUCCUACACUCAGCAAUGCCUGCGUGAACUGUACUCGGCCAUGGAGCAGGACCCAAGGAUCUGCGAGAGGAUUUUGAGAAAGCAGAAACAGAAGGAAAAGGAAGAAGCUGGCUUGAUAUCUUAUUUGAAGCUGCAAAGACUGGGAAAGGGCGACAUCCAAGGCAGUCAUGGGGGAAGAAGCACACUCUGGAAUAUAAAACUAGUCAUCUUCAUGCCAGUGUUUCCGAACCUCGACAGUUCACCAUGCCCAGAGUCUUCGGUCCUGUUCCAGAAGCUGUGAAUGAGGCAGACAGAGCUAUGACUUCAAGCCCUCUUCUGAAAUACUGGUGUACUAGUCUAACAGCAGUGAGACACGUAAGGUAGGAGAGGAUUAAAUCAUGGAGAACAAAGCUGACUUAAAGCAGACAAGGUAACUAGAAAGGACCUGUGUUUCCUUCCUGGUGGUGAGGGAAGAGAAUGCUGCUCAAGGUCUGUAACAGUCUUUCUGUUUGUUUCAGCCAGUAACACAAAGAUUACUCUUUUAGGAACAAUAUUUCUCCCCUUUUAAAAAUUUUUUUCCCUUGCAAAUUCUGCAUAGGCUGAGAGAAUAAACUGAACACUAUGUCAGUUAUUUUACUGAGUUUGUUUUCCCACAGCACAGCUGAUUCGCAUCCUAUAGUGCUCAACCCUGGAGGUUUCUAUAACUCCAGGCUGGUAACUACAUCAGUAAGCUGAGCAACACAGACUUCUUGGGAUAGGUCUUUGCCAGCUUCCUUCAAUGACAGAGUUAUCUUCUGAUAGCUGUUAUCUCUCUGCAUUGCAUCUUCCCACACAAAUAGUCCCCAACGAGUGACAAGGGAAGGUGUCAAUCAGCAUUAGAGUGAUGCAGAGCUGGCUGUUCAUGUAGGAACUUUAGGCUUUCUCUGGCAUUUCUCAGUUGAGUGAACUUACUUCUCAAUGGUAUCUUGAGGAACAUGUUAAGAGGUGAAAUGCUCUGAUCCUGCUCUAAAAUGAGGCAAUUUUAGUAAAGCUGGAUCAGCUUAGCAGACAAAAAACCAAACACCCCAUCUCAGUCUUGUAUGCUUGUUGUAUAUAUGCUCAUUAAGAUAUAGCAAUAAACCAGCACAGGAAAUUUGCUGUAAAUGUUCAUUUACUGUAACUCAUUGUCCUAGGGACAUAAAAGCAGACAAAGUAAUCAGGGGAGGGUCAGGGUAACAUGAGUCAUUUAUCAGUGAUGCUGAAGAGACAUCCUGACUCCUCUCCCACAGGCUCAGCUGCCAAACUGGAGAAGAGGCAGGGGGAGAUGUGGGAGGUUUAGUUACCUGUCGCAUUGCUGAUGCCAAGUCCUCACUGGAAAUGUUUUCUUGUUUUAGGCCUCUUGGCAGUGCUCCCGCACCUUCUCAAAAUGCUGGCUCUACUGGCACUAAACCUGCAGCCUCUGUUUUUAACACACCUGUGUCACACAAGCUUCAAGGUGGUACAGAAGAUGACACGGACAGUGAGGAACCCAGCCCCAGUUCCUCUGCUGAGGAUGCAUAAAUAUCUCUUCUUGCAUGGAAAAGCUUCUGCAAAUAAAGACUGUGCAAGCUC